Argiope bruennichi is the source of this 3535-nucleotide messenger RNA. Its product is annotated as short-chain dehydrogenase/reductase family 16C member 6-like. Gene Ontology annotation, molecular function: oxidoreductase activity, acting on the CH-OH group of donors, NAD or NADP as acceptor. The transcript is spliced from 4 exons. The record is from RefSeq and is a predicted model, not a curated record. NCBI's taxonomy places the organism in Eukaryota, Metazoa, Arthropoda, Arachnida, Araneae, Araneidae. Bases 172 to 1080 code for a protein of 302 amino acids. Gene Ontology annotation, cellular component: lipid droplet.
CCGCAGUCGCCUCGUAAAAGAUAACAAACCACCGAUAGAAUUCACACGGUGUCUACUUUCUAGGGGAAGAGCAACAUCGCUUCCGUAAGAUCGAACAGCCACAUCUUGCUUUUCGUACUUCUCAUUGUGUAAACACUGCAGCAUUGCGGUAAAAACAAUCCCAGUUUCACCAUGUCAGUUGUCAAGUUUCUAACGAAUCUAGUUUUAUUGAUAUACUACAUUUUAGAAUCGGUGGUUCUAACAUUCGUUCCGCGAAGUCUCCGAUACAAAGAUAUUAAGGGACAAACCGUUUUGAUCACAGGUGGUGGGAGCGGGAUCGGCCGGCUGUUGGCAAUCCGUUUCGCGAAGCGUGGGGCCCGGAUUGUGGUGUGGGAUCUGAACCUGAACGGGGCCCAGGAGACCGCGAAGCUGGUGAAGGAUCAGGGAGGGGAGGCGUUCGCCUUCCACUGCGAUGUGUCUCAGCCCCAAGCCGUGUACGAUGCGGCGGCGAAAGUCAAACAGGAAGUUGGGAAAGUGGAUAUCCUGGUAAACAAUGCGGGCAUUGUCACUGGGAAAAGGUUCUUAGAGUGUCCUGAUGAAAAAAUCAAGAAGACAUUCGAGGUCAAUGCUUUGGCACAUUUUUGGACAUGCAAGGCCUUCCUGCCUGAUAUGAUGGCCGCAAACAUGGGCCACAUCGUGUCCAUCGCCAGCUUGGCUGGUCAUACCGGUGCGGUCAGACUGACCGAUUAUUGCGCCAGCAAGUUCGCCGCUGUGGGAUUCGAGGAAUCCCUGAGGCUAGAAUUGCACGUGGAAGGAUAUAAUGGCAUCAAAUCUUCUGUAGUGUGUCCUUACUUCAUCAAUACUGGAAUGUUCGAUGGCGUCGAAGCAGGAUUAUUCGCCAUGCUGACGCCAGAAUAUGUUGCUGAUCAAAUAGUUUCUGCCGUUUUAGCAAAUCAAGAAGUUAUUAUAAUACCUGGGUAUUUUUCAGUGCUUGUAGCCUUGAAAGCGAUGCUCCCUUCCAAACUAAUAUAUAUCAUGAACUCACUCUUUUCACUGGAAAGUGCCAUGGAUGGUUUUACAGGAAGGCAGAAACAAGACUGAACGUAUUUUUCAUAAUAUGGAGGAGAUUCAACUGUGUUUCGGACAUUUCUCCUAGUUUUGAAUGUAAAAGAAACUGGAAGAUUUAUAUAUUGAAAAUAUUUUCUUAAUCGAAAUCUUUCUGUAUUGUAAAAUAUAUUUCAUAUGGUUUGUCAUAUAUUACUUUUCUGAAUAUGAGGUAGAGUUGUAAAGUACAUUUUAUUAAUUUUAAUUGACAAGUGUCUUUACAUAUUUACAGUUAUUUUUUCCACGUGAAAAUUUUCUGUUUCUGUCUGUGAAUUGUUAUUAGGUUUAAGAUACUGAGGUACACUUAGUUAAUAUAAAGUAAUUGAAUUUAUAUUCUGAUUAUUAUCUAUAAUUUUAGCCAAAUCACAGCAAUACCUAAACCUACCUUUACCAAUUUUGUAUUUUUUAAAUAUAAAAUAUGUAAAAAAUAUAGCCUGUAACCAGUUAACAGUUUAGAUCUCUUCAGAAAAUGUGUACCUAAAUUGUCGUAAACACACACACACACACACACACACACACACACACACACACACACACACAUGUAUAUAUAAUAAAUAAAUAAUUAUGAAUAUAAAAAUUAAACAAUUAUUAUUAUGACAUGAUUAUUAAUAUGAUAUAAAAUCUUAUUUUAAUGAACAUUUUAAAUAUGAUUUUAUUCCUUUCGAAUGUUUAUCAAGUUUUUCAAAACAUUUUUAUGACUGUCGAGCAUUUAAAAAAUGCUAACAAAAUGUAAAUAAUCGUUUUCUAUUUUUAUAUUUAAUUCGUCACUUGAGAAGUACAAGUUAUUUUCUCCUAGGAAAAUAUUUUAUUUUAUUCUUAUUUUGAAUUUAGGAAUUAAGAAGAUGAAUGUUUAUGAAUUUGAAUGUUGUAGAUUUAUUUUAUAUUUAAAUGUUUAUCAAACAUUCGUAUUCAGAUUUUGAAUUUGUUUAAUAGAUUUCUUAAUAACUUUUUUGUAUUCUUAUAGAAUUUAUCUAUAAAAUAAGACGAAAAUUGUGUUGUUUUCAUGUAAAUAUUUUUUUAAACGUUUAAUAAGGGUAAAUACUAUUUCAGUUUUUUUAUAUACUUUUCUAGUAUAUAUUUUAAUUGUAUAAGUUCAUUAGUGCCAAAAUGUGCAAAUGUCAUGCUGUGAAAUCUAUGUUUAGCUUUUUUACAUUUUCUUAAUAUGAGUAUAAACCAAAGAUUUAUUUCUAUUAUGAUUUAAAUCUAGUCAUAUAAUUCAGAUUUAUUGUGUGCUUUCUUUAGAUAAUUUUGAUUGUUUAAAAUGUGUGUUCCUAAGGUUAUAAAAAGUUUAUUUUGAUGCAAAUUGGAUUAUUUGAAAUUUAUUAGCCUAUUUCUUACACUUAUGUUUGUAAUGAAAUUUUAGUAGGUAAUUUUUAAAAGUAUUUAUAUGGCAAAUAGGUUAAUUUAAUUUAAUUAAUUAAAAGUAUUUAUAUGGCAAAUAGGUUAAUAUUUUUCAAAAUUGACUAAUUUAGUUGAAUUCCCGCCAAUUUAGGCAUAUCAGUCUAUUCUAAAUCCACUCUUUACAGAAAAAACUUAUUUAUUCCUAAAAAAUCGUUUUCAAAUAUUAAAAAUUUUACGCUUGAAAAUCAUGAAGUUUUUUUUUUCUAUGAAUCAUGUUAUCAAAUUAAAAAAUUAUUGCUCAUUGAAAAUUAAAAUCUAAAUAAUUUUCGAAAAUUAGAUUUUUUUUAUGGGCUUAUUUAAAGAAUUUUGCAUUUGUCAGUUAAUUUUUUUAAAAUCCAUCUAAUCACCAUCCAUAUUUUAUAUAUAUUUUUUAUAUAUAUAUUCCGAACAACUUCUUUAAUGUAACAAAUUAAAUUAACCAUUUAAGAAACCGAUUUUUAUUUCAUUAUGGCUAGAACUCGAUUUAAUUGGAUUAAUCCCAUUAAAGGAUUAAAAAUAAAACAAUCGUGAAAAAUUUGGGUAUUCUUAUCUAUUACAGUUUUAUAUGGAAUUAAACUUCCACAAAAAUUCCAUGGAACAUAUGUUAUGACAGUUUGUACAAAUAUUUUUGUUUAUUUCAUGUUUAAUUUGAUGUUUUUUUCCAGCACAUCAAAGAUCAUUUACUCUUAAUAGAUGCCGAUAUAGAAUUUAGUCAUAUUUUUAUCAUUUAGUCUUAAAGAAAAAAAUAAUUUUUGUUGAUGUUGUUGUAGUUUUAUAUUGUAUUACAAAUUAUAAGCUAGUCUGUUUGUUGUAUGUCAUGUCGGAAAAACUUAUAUUGAACAGAUUUUCAUCAGGGUAAAUGUUUUAAAAUAUUUAAUUAUUACUUUAGCACUGCUUAAAGCUGCACUAACUAUUCCUACUUAUAUUUUCUCUUAUCUGUUUUAAAUUAAUGUUUUUUUUUUAAUUUUUUGUCUUUGAAUUGUUUUUUCGAUAAUGAUUAUCCAAUAAUAAUGUGAUGUUAUUGUAUGUUGCUGUAAUAAAUUAAUUUUCAUGACCAAAGAAAAUUGCUAUU